AUGUCCAUCCCAACCUACAGCAUCGCCUCCAUCCCCGCCGACGGGAUCGGCCCCGAAGUCAUCGAAGCGGGAAUCACAGCCCUCAACGCCCUAGCCGAGACCCUCAACACCUUCAAACUGAACUUCACCCACUACGACUGGAGUUCCGAGACCUUCAAACAAACCGGAAAAUACAUCCCCGAUGGCGGCCUAGACCAGCUCAAGAAACACGACGCUAUUCUCUUCGGUGCCGUGGGUGCACCCGAUAUCCCCGACCACAUCUCCCUCUGGGGCCUCCGUCUCGCCAUCUGCCAACCCCUCCAACAAUACGCCAACGUCCGCCCGACCAAAAUCUUCCGGGGCACCUCCUCGCCCCUCCGGAACUGCCAACCCGGGGAUCUCGACUGGGUGAUUGUUCGCGAGAACAGCGAGGGCGAGUACGCCGGGCAAGGCGGUCGGUCGCACCAAGGUCGUCCAUGGGAAAUUGGGACCGAGACGGCGAUAUUUUCGCGUCAUGGCGUGGAACGCAUCAUGCGGUUUGCGUUUGAGACGGCGCGGCAACGGCCGAGGAAGUUGUUGACCGUGGUCACGAAGAGUAAUGCCCAGCGGAAUGGGAUGGUGUUGUGGGAUGAGGUGGCGAGGGAGGUCGCGCGGGAGUUUCCGGAUGUGACGGUGGAUAAGAUGCUCGUGGAUGCGAUGACGACCAGGAUGGUGUUGAAGCCGGAGACGAUUGAUACCGUUGUGGCGACGAAUUUGCACGCGGAUAUCCUGUCUGAUUUGGCGGCUGCGUUGGCCGGGUCUAUUGGUAUUGCGCCCACGUCGAAUCUGGAUCCUACGCGGCAACAUCCGAGUAUGUUUGAGCCGAUUCAUGGGUCUGCGUUUGAUAUUACCGGCAAGGGGAUUGCUAAUCCGGUGGGUACGUUCUGGACGGCAGUGGAGAUGCUGAAUUGGCUGGGUGAGAAGGAGGCUGCGAGUACGCUGCUCGAGUGUGUCGAGAAUGUCUGCGAGCAGGGCGUUCUGACCAGGGAUCUGGGAGGUCAGGCUACUACGAAGGAGGUGACGGCGGCGGUGGUGGCUGAGAUUCAGAAGAAGAAAUAA
Molecule: messenger RNA, 1077 nt
Organism: Aspergillus ibericus CBS 121593
Lineage: Eukaryota; Fungi; Ascomycota; Eurotiomycetes; Eurotiales; Aspergillaceae
Product: putative tartrate dehydrogenase
Exons: 3
Coding region: 1-1077 (358 amino acids)
Molecular function (GO): magnesium ion binding; NAD binding; oxidoreductase activity, acting on the CH-OH group of donors, NAD or NADP as acceptor
Source: RefSeq, a predicted model, not a curated record